AUGACAGAUGUUCACGUACCAUUAAUGACGCUGGCUCCCUUGCUCUACAGGGCUUCGCCCGUCGAACACCUUCGUUCUGUCUCUGCACCUCACCCCCGAAACGACCUUGAGAAGUAUAGUAAUUACAGUCCCUACGAGUCUAGAGGCGCCUCCCCUCUACCCACGCCAGCAGUAUCUGCUACGGAGAUUUCUCGACCAUCCUCCACUUCUACACAAGCUUCCAACGCGGCCUUCGUGCAACAACAUCAAUACAACAAGCGACCUAUUCAGACUUCGCCUCAUAGCACUGCCUCCUUUUCCUUACCCGGUCUUUCAGCAUUGGCCUCGAUUGCCUCGGCCCCAUCAUCACAGUUGAGAUCCUUCUCCAAUCAUGCGGCACCCAGUGUGAAUUAUGCGAGCUCCUCGCCUGCUCCCGCCUCUCUUUCUGGCAAUGCUCCGAAUUCCUACGAAAUGGCUGCCACACUUGCUGACAACGGGUUUCCCUUUGUGCAGCCUGUUUGUCAAAAUUGCCAGACGUCAACUACACCACUGUGGCGAAGGGAUGAGACGGGCUCGGUGCUGUGCAAUGCGUGCGGGCUAUUCCUCAAGCUCCACGGGCGACCUCGUCCCAUCAGUCUCAAGACCGACGUGAUCAAGAGUCGAAAUCGGGUCAAGUCGACUAUGCAUGCCCAGAGAAAGAAGCCCCCUUUCGACGUAAAUGGUCUGUCCGCAGCUCGAUCAGAUGCAGGAACACCGCCCUUGGGAAACCACGCACAGCGGAUAUCUUCACACAAGGCUUCUUCUGGCGCUUCCGAUCGAUCCCAUUCGCCCAUCUCCCGAGCAGACACCCCGGGUACAUCCCACGACCCCAACAUUGCUCCCCAACACAUUUUCGACGGAGUGAUGCUGAACGACCACACCUUCCACUCCCCGCCCUCUCUCCCAGCCUUGCACCUAAACCACCCGUCACCCGGCUCUACCUCUUCCCUGAUGGACCGCCACCUCGAACCUCCCCAAACUUACGAUCAACUUCUCCACCACAACAACCAACUCAAAACACGCGUCAACGAACUAGAGCUGAUCAACAUCAUGAGAAAAGAAUCAGAGGUCCGUCUACAGAAGGAACUAGACACAUUCCGCAAGAAUGAGGAGGACCUAAAACGGCGCUUGAACCAGCUAGAGCAGCAGUUCAAUGAUCGCCACAUGGAUGAUGCUCACCCCUCAAAGCGAACCCGUCUUUCAGCAUCCGCUCACGAUAACACAUGA
Molecule: messenger RNA, 1245 nt
Organism: Endocarpon pusillum Z07020
Lineage: Eukaryota; Fungi; Ascomycota; Eurotiomycetes; Verrucariales; Verrucariaceae
Exons: 4
Coding region: 1-1245 (414 amino acids)
Biological process (GO): negative regulation of transcription by RNA polymerase II; positive regulation of transcription by RNA polymerase II
Molecular function (GO): RNA polymerase II cis-regulatory region sequence-specific DNA binding; zinc ion binding; DNA-binding transcription factor activity, RNA polymerase II-specific
Source: RefSeq, a predicted model, not a curated record